Molecule: messenger RNA, 2075 nt
Organism: Effrenium voratum
Lineage: Eukaryota; Dinophyceae; Suessiales; Symbiodiniaceae
Source: the annotation of a GenBank genome assembly
GGGGAACAGCAGACUCCGCGCCGCUCAACUUGGCGGCGAGCGGCUCGGCGUGCGUGCCAUGGCGCCGUUCAGCCGGGGCGACGGCGGCACGCGGAGCCACUCGCACCGCCUCUGCCGGCUGAAGCUGCUCACCUCGGGCGAUGUCAUCGAGAUGCCCCUCGAGGUCACCACCAAGGUGGGCCAUGUGCGGCAGAUGCUGGCAGAAAAGCUGGGCAAUGCUGCCGCAGAGGAGCUAAUCUUCAUUACCAAGUCCGCAUCCAGCUACAAAGUUCUACUGGAUUUGGAGGAGAUCCCCUCAAACAUCACUGUGAAGGGAGUGCCCAGCUGGACUCGGCAGAAGGCGGCGUACCGCUUUCCGCACUGCAUCGUGGGGGCCGGCCACUGCGGGCUGCGUCAGGGCCUGUCCUUCCUGAAGGAGGGCAUCCACGACUUUCUGGUCAUAGACCGCCUACAGCAGUUGGGUGGCACAGCCUGGGUGCGGAACGCCAACCCCACCUCCAAGCUGCAGACGGAGCUGGGGGUCUACCACCUGCAGUACGGCAUUGACUUGCCCCUGCCGCAGGGAAUGAAGACCUGGCCCUCGCGCGCCGAGCUGCUGCAGCACUUCCAGGAGGUCUGCGAGGACCAUGGCCUGAUUCCGCACUUGCGCUUGGGCACUGAAGUCAUCGAGGUGCAGCCACAAGAGCUGGACAUCCGAGCCCGGGAGUUUUCGGGCGGACGCUGGGCAUAUGACCUGACCUUGUGCAAGCAGGAGCAGUCCACACAGAUGAGGUGCGCGAGCAUCCAGUGCUACCCGGGGGGCCUCACAGAGAACCUCCGCUUGGAGUUGCCCGGGGAGGAAGAGUUCGAAGGCUGCAUCGGCUACGGGAUGUUCGACGAGUUCGACUACGGCCUGGUUCGAGAGAAGCAGGUGGUCAUCUUUGGCAUGGGCGCCUUUGCGGUGGAGAACGUGCGGACCUGUCUUGAACACGGGGCCGCCACGGCGACCAUCAUCUGCCGGCGGAAGAACCUCGCUAUCCCCAGGGUCGUGGAUUGGUUCAUCAACCAGAGCGACUCGCCACCUACCGCUGCGAUGGUACUGAAUGCCAUGCAGCCUAUGUAUGCCCUGGGAGGACUGGACGAUCCAUGGAGCUUCUACGCGGUGAUCGGUCCAGCAGAUAGGUCCACGGCCGUCAUUAGGCAGAAGUCGCGCUUCGGCAUCGGCGACUUCUACUUCCUGGCCUCCUGCUACGGCAAGUGCCGGACGCUGGUGGGCAGCAUCAAGCGCCUGGCGGCCAGGCAGGUGGUGCUGGACAGCGCGGAGCGGGUGCCGGCGGACCACCUGCUGAAGGUCCUUGGCUUCACUGCGGACCCCAAGAUCGAGAAGCUGUUUGGCCUCAAGGAGCUGGUGGGCUACUUCGGCAACGGGGACUGGCGCCAGUGGAUCUACUGCGAGUUCCCGGGCAUCGACGCGGGGCGCUUCGGGGGGACCUCCCUGUCCCCGGCCAUCCAAAGCGCGACCGACAGCGUGAGCUGGAUCCUGCAGUACCCGGAGGACAUUGAGCCGGUCUUGGAGAGCAACUUGUUGCCGCGCCAAAAGGCGAAGUCCAAGCUGCUGGCAGGCCGGCCCUGCUACGUCUUCGAGCCUCGGGCUGGAGGGCAGAUUCUGGGGGUGAUCAUCGGCUUCAUCCCGGGCCUCGCGGAGAAGGCCGCGGCCUGGGGCGCCCUCAAGAGGCAAAGGAUGCACCAGCUUCAUCCUUUGGAAGGCUAUUUGGAGGAGUGCGCUCAGGAAUGGUACACGUACUGCCAGAUGUUCAAGGACUGCGGAGACGACCGGCCCUUCCCCCGCUACCCCUACACCAGCGCUGCCUUGCGGGAGCUGGUUGACCGGAACGAGGAGAUGGCCAAGCCCUUGCCCACGAAGGCGCUGGCUGCAGAUCCGGGCGAUGCACUGGAGCUCACGAGCGACGGGUGAGCCCUGUGAGGACCACGGCCUUUUUUUCCGGGUCUCCGGCGGUUUGAGGUUCAAUUGGUUGAGCGGCUGAGAGGCUUCUACCUGGAGUCUCCAUGACCCUUAAAAAAUGGGUCCAUUUCCC